Molecule: messenger RNA, 2265 nt
Organism: Punica granatum (pomegranate)
Lineage: Eukaryota; Viridiplantae; Streptophyta; Magnoliopsida; Myrtales; Lythraceae
Source: RefSeq, a predicted model, not a curated record
CAGCUCAUUCCCUUGACGUUUCAUUAACCGAAACUCAUCAUUCUCUUCCUUCUUUUUCCCUAUGUCGAGCACAAUAAUUGUAACUUGCCCUGCCGGACGGAUGUUUGAUCCACUGGGGAAGAUUCCUUGGCCUGCUUGAUCCUGUCCCCUGACGUGCAUGCAACAUCGCAGAGUCUCCAAGCCAGUGCCAGAGUCCUCUAGGAAUUAAUGGAAGCAAUUCCUAACGAGUUCCGGGAAUCUCUGCAAGGGAACAUUCGUCGCCUUUGACGUAUGAUAAUUAGGGGACUAUCUGAGUUGACGGAAAUCGCACUUCAUCCUGAAGAAACUUCGAUGAGUUCUUCCUAUCGCUAGCUGUCAGACUCGGAGAACGUCUUCGUCCGGAGUUGUCUGUCUUGAACUGAAGGGAUCAAGGAAGGUGAACCUUGCCUGCCUCUGGUGGAUAAAACAGCCGCAUCGUACCUGGAAAAUCAUGGAUUCCAUUACGAAGAGUAACAUUUCCAACCCAUCCAGUAGUCCUCUGAAAUGUGAGCCCAAGAAAGCUGAUCAGUUGCCCAAAUUAGAAAUCGGUGAUCCCAAAGAGUGUGAUCCAGUUCCCAGGAAUAACGCAGGGUCUACGAGUGGUCAGCUGGCUGACAUCAAGAGCAAAAUCCAUGGGUACAGUCAGGUUCCGAGCCCCAGGAUUCCUGGCAAUAGUGAUGGUCGUCCAGUGCCUUUGUCAAGUAAAGCGCCACCGGCUCUGAAUAUGAGGAUGAUGAAUCACGAGCACAAGACGGGGUUCCAAAGCCCUGUAAUAGUCAGCGCCCGCACCCGAAGCAACAGCCUAGAGAGCUCUAGCACGAACCUCAAGCCCCACACAGGAGGAGAUAUACGGUGGGAUGCCAUCAAUACUGUGUCCAAGACUUCCACGAUUGGCCUGAGCCAUUUCCGGCUCCUCAAGCGGAUCGGUUAUGGAGACAUUGGGAGCGUCUACCUGGUUGAGCUCCGAGGGAGCAACGCUUACUUUGCGAUGAAAGUCAUGGACAAGGCAUCGCUCAUGAGCAGGAACAAGCUGCAAAGGGCGCAGACCGAGCGGGAGAUUCUUGGGCUCCUCGACCACCCAUUCUUGCCAACCCUGUACUCUUAUUUCGAGACUGACAAGUUCUAUUGCUUGGUCAUGGAGUUCUGCAGCGGAGGCAACCUUCAUUCGCUACGACAGAAGCAACCUAGCAAGCAUUUUACUGAGGAAGCUGCACGGUUUUAUGCGUCAGAGGUGCUGUUGGCACUGGAGUAUCUGCACAUGCUGGGCAUAGUGUACCGGGACUUGAAGCCCGAGAACGUGCUGGUGAGAGACGAGGGGCAUAUCAUGCUUUCGGAUUUUGACCUGUCUCUCCGGUGCUCUGUUAACCCAACCCUGGUGAAGUCCUCGUCCGUGCACGUAAGCAAUGCCGGGACCGGGGGAAGUGGGGCAGGUGGGGGCAUCUUGGACGAAGAGUAUGCAGUGCAGGGUUGUAUGCAGCCGUCACACUUCUUGCCCCGGAUCCUGCCAGGGAAGAAGAACCGGAAGUCGAAAUCCGACUUUGGACUGCUGGUGGGAGGGGGAUCCUUACCAGAGCUGAUGGCGGAGCCAACAAACGUGAGGUCAAUGUCAUUCGUGGGAACACACGAAUACCUGGCGCCGGAAAUUAUAAGGGGGGAGGGGCACGGGAGCGCCGUGGACUGGUGGACGUUCGGGAUAUUCCUAUACGAGCUGCUGCAUGGGACCACGCCAUUCAAGGGGAACGGGAACAGGGCGACGCUGUACAACGUGGUCGGGCAGCCCCUGAGGUUCCCAGACAGCCCCCAGGUGAGCUCGGUGGCCAGGGACCUGAUCCGGGGGCUCCUAGUGAAGGAGCCCAACAAGCGCAUCGCGUACAAGCGGGGUGCCACAGAGAUCAAACAGCACCCAUUCUUCGAGGGUGUGAACUGGGCCCUCGUCAGGAGCGCCGUCCCUCCUCACGUGCCCGAGCCCAUCGAUUUUUCCCAAUUUGCAUCCAAGGACACGGCACGCGGCUCGGGCGGGGCAGACAAGAAGGUGCCCGAUCAUCAUCAAGUCGACAAGGACAAUGAUCCAUCCUACGUAGAUUUCGAGUACUUCUAAAUUAAUAGUAGUGCACAGGAUGAAUUUCUUGCUCUUUUUUUUUUUUGUUUUAAUAACUUCUGAAAGUUUGAUACAUAUAUAGAAACACACGAUUUGUAGAUAUUCCUUUUCCUGACUGUAAGAUUUUUCCGGUUUUGAAUUUAAAUACA